Molecule: messenger RNA, 15513 nt
Organism: Pan troglodytes (chimpanzee)
Lineage: Eukaryota; Metazoa; Chordata; Mammalia; Primates; Hominidae
Gene: ABLIM2
Product: actin binding LIM protein family member 2
Exons: 14
Coding region: 156-1583 (475 amino acids)
Biological process (GO): lamellipodium assembly; cytoskeleton organization
Cellular component (GO): actin cytoskeleton
Molecular function (GO): actin filament binding
Source: RefSeq, a predicted model, not a curated record
AGAGGGUGGCAGCUGCCACGUGACCUUGUGGGAGCCCUGUGGGCCGCAGAGGCUCUUCCCCGGUCCACUCCUGCCCGAUCCUCCGUGGGUGCCAGGCCCAGCCACACAGAGGGAGAGCCGCCGACCCGCUGGCCCUUUGCAAGCAGCCACGCUCCAUGGGGGUGCCAGGGGGAGACACAGUGUCGCAGCCCCAGGCUGCUCCCAGCCCGCUGGAGAAGUCGCCCAGCACGGCGAUCCUGUGCAACACAUGUGGAAAUGUGUGCAAGGGCGAGGUGCUGCGGGUGCAGGACAAGUACUUCCACAUCAAGUGCUUCGUCUGUAAAGCAUGUGGCUGCGACCUGGCCGAGGGCGGCUUCUUCGUGCGGCAGGGCGAGUACAUCUGCACGCUGGACUAUCAGAGGCUCUACGGCACCCGCUGCUUCAGCUGCGACCAGUUCAUUGAGGGUGAGGUGGUGUCGGCGCUGGGCAAGACCUACCACCCCGACUGCUUCGUGUGUGCCGUCUGCCGGCUGCCCUUCCCCCCCGGGGACCGAGUGACCUUCAACGGGAAGGAAUGCAUGUGCCAGAAGUGUUCCCUGCCCGUAUCGGUGGGCAGCAGCGCGCACCUGUCCCAGGGCCUCCGAAGUUGUGGGGGCUGCGGCACAGAAAUCAAGAAUGGCCAGGCCCUGGUAGCCUUGGACAAGCACUGGCACUUGGGCUGUUUUAAGUGCAAGAGCUGUGGGAAGCUCCUGAACGCCGAGUACAUCAGCAAGGAUGGGCUGCCCUACUGCGAAGCCGACUACCAUGCCAAGUUCGGCAUCCGCUGUGACAGCUGUGAGAAAUAUAUCACGGGGCGCGUGCUGGAGGCCGGAGAGAAGCACUACCACCCUUCCUGCGCGCUAUGUGUCAGGUGCGGCCAGAUGUUUGCAGAAGGCGAAGAGAUGUAUCUUCAAGGUUCCUCCAUCUGGCAUCCGGCGUGUCGACAAGCAGCCAGAACUGAAGACAGAAACAAGGAAACCAGAACUUCCUCAGAGAGUAUCAUUUCUGUCCCUGCUUCCAGCACCUCAGGGUCUCCGAGCCGUGUGAUUUAUGCCAAGCUUGGUGGUGAGAUCCUGGACUACAGGGACUUGGCAGCCCUUCCUAAAAGUAAGGCCAUCUAUGACAUCGACCGCCCCGACAUGAUCUCCUACUCACCCUACAUCAGCCACUCUGCAGGGGACAGGCAGAGCUACGGCGAGUCCCCUCAGUUGCUCUCGCCAACGCCGACCGAGGGGGAUCAGGAUGACCGGUCCUACAAGCAGUGCCGGACCUCCAGCCCAAGCUCCACUGGGUCGGUCAGCCUCGGGCGCUACACUCCGACCUCACGGUCACCACAGCACUACAGCCGUCCAGCUGCCAGGCGAUCGGAUGCGGAGGAUGGAAGCUUGGACCAGGAUAACAGGAAGCAGAAGAGCAGCUGGCUGAUGCUCAAGGGGGAUGCAGACACAAGGACCAAUUCUCCAGACCUGGACACCCAGUCCUUGUCCCACAGCAGUGGGACCGACAGAGACCCUCUCCAAAGGAUGGCAGGGGACAGCUUUCACUCACGUGAGUGGUUCUUUUGAAGAAGGAGCUGCGAUGUGCACAAAAUGCCUCACGGCAAAGGGGCCCCAGAACUCAGAGCUAUCCCCCCACAUCUAAGCCUUGCCUGUUAAAAAGCAUGAAAGCAAAGCCCACAAAUCUAAGGACCGACCGGAAGGAAAUAUGGGGCUUUUGCAGUUUGCCGGCUUCCCAAGAACUGUCCCUGAGCCAGUGUGCUAACGAGGGCCACGCCUGCAUGUCCCCUCACAGAUUUCCAAGGUGUGGAAGAAUGCAGAAACCCAGACCUGUUCCUGGGCUGUUUAGGAGAAAGGCGUCCGGGCUGCAGGGUGGAAGUCAGGGCCUGUUCCCUCCAGAGCAGACAUGGGCAUGGUCCGGCUGAUGAGUGCAGACUUGGAGUUGGUGAUGGGCACCAUCCCUGUCCCCUGUGACUCAUCCUGAACGAGGCACAGCCUCAGGCUUCAUAGAGAGACAGUGAUGGUGUCUGCCUGACCCUAGGGGUGUUUUGAAGACUGAAUCAGGAGUGAUUUUCAAAUGUAGAGAAAACUCCAGAUAAUGCUGUUUGCUUCCGGCCGCUGUAAAUCAUAGGUGAAAACCAGUAGCAAGUGCUCACUCAGUGCCUCCCAGAAGCGGUCUGUGGGUCUCAGCUGGGCUGGGGGCAGUUUUCAAUGGGCAAGGCUUGGGCUUAGCUUGGAAGCUGGGGCUGGGAGAGGAUGGAUAGGGGUGUGAGAGCAGAAGAAGGACCUGGCUUUGCAGUGAGGCAGUCCCAAGUUCAAAUCUGAGCUCACCACUGACCUGUCGUGUGAUGGGCGCCAGGUGUUAGGAGACUGGAACUGGGUAUGUGUGUGGCAUUCGGCCGGCCAUAGUAGCUGCUCAGUAAACAGAAACUGUUUCUCAUCCUCAUCCUCAUCCUCAUGCCUGCAAACUGUAAACCGUCUUACUUCACAAUGAAAGUAGAAAAGUGUUUCAAUGUGACAGGAAAGAGUGAAGACACAGAAGCUUGGAAAUGAUGAUGUGUUAAAGAAUCACUUUAAACAAAGAAAGGUGUGUUGCUUGUGUAUGAUCUCUGUAAGCAGGUGUCUGUGCACCCCUCGGGCCUCUGCCCCCGCCUGGGAUGCAGCUUUGUAAAUACCAGGAUCCCAGCAUUCAGGCACAAGGCUGAUGUCACCAUGGGAAAGCCACCCCCCCAAAAAAUCCCCCAAAGGGAGAGGGGUUCACCCCAGAUGGCAGCGUGCUCCUUCCGGAGGAACUGCCCACCUCAUCUGCAGGCAGGGCAAGGGGGCUAUGGGGCUGGUCCACGUGCGCCUGCCUGUGCCCCCGUGGGCAGCUGCAUGCCAGUCCUCCGGUCCCUCUCUCUCGGAUCCCAGGAAUCCCUGCCCCCGGCUGGUGCAGCACCUGCCUGCGGGCCAGGGAACAUUGGCCUGGCUCAUGGCCCCUCUGCCCUGCACUCACGUGUCAGAUGCCGUUGUGUUUAGAGGAGAGCUCCUCUUGCACCAGCUCGGCAGCUUCCCCAGCACCCUCCCCACCUUGCUCAGUGUCCCGGCAUCAAGGCAUUUGCCCUGGGAACCAGGAAAUCAGUGUUUAGGGAUCUCAAGGUGGCAUCGUUCAGUGUUCAGUUCUUCCCUUGCCAGGUGGCCGGCAGAACUCUGCAAGGCUGGGGCCAUACUGAUGACCUCCCCGAUUUGAUGACCUCCCCACAGACUCUUCAGGGAGGCCAACUACUGUCCCCAGAAUUCCUACUGACGUUUGUGGCCUGCCUGUGGCUCAGGACUAAGAGAGGAGGGGGGGUGCUGUGUGGGAGAAGCCAGACUAGAGACGGGCUGCCCCCUGUGACCCCCGUGCCCCUGAUACUCUGUGUGACCUGCACUUGUGGCCUUCACCUCGUGCACUGCUUCCUCGUUUGAAAAUGCCAGAAUGCAGGUGCCCUGGAGUUGCCCCAGGAGCACACGAGCCUGGCGGGUGGCCAGCCUUGCGAGGCCCAGAGGCCAUGUCAGGUGUGUGGAUGUCAGGUGGUCACUCAGCGGCAAGGGCAUGUGUGCCAGCCCCACCCCUUGUCGUCACAUUCUUCUCCCAGGUUGCCUGUGCAGAUGCACGCAGGCUGCGGCUGCCUCCAUCCUGGCAUGCUGGGUCUGCAGGACUCCAAUGGCCCGUGCUGCACUCAUGAAUUCCCCGGGGAGAUUCUGCUCCAGCACAGACAUAUGUGUCCUUCCCCUGGCCGUGCCUGCUUAUGAAGAUGUGGCUAUGAUGCUGUCCUUCCUUUGCUUUCUCCUGGUGUGCUAACAUCCACUUCCUCUGAGCAGGAAACCCGCUGUGUCUAACCAUUCUGAUUGUGCCUUUACUUCUGUCCCGAUGGCAUUGCCUUGUUUCCCGAUUUGCAUGGAAAUGGCAGUGAGGACCCAGGCUGCCGGCUGUGCCUGGAUCAGGUGAGCCUUGCCGUCUGCGGCCUCCUGAGGAAUCCAGGCGGGAAGGGGAGCACACGGAGAUUGAUAGCCAGCCACCCUUUUUUUUCUCUCGGGGUUCUUUUGAUUGUCACCAAGUAGCCCCCAGACCUGAGUCCGUGGGCACCACUUCCAUUUGCACACAGCUUUUACUGAACAAAGCAUUUGCACACAGCAAGGCACGCCACCUGCACCCCGGGACGUCCAUCUGUAGCGCGCCCAAGGAAGGUAGGAUUGUGACACCCAACACAGUGGGCACUCAAUAAAUGUCUGUUGAAUUGAAAUGCGUUACAUUCAACGGGUAUUUAUUGAGCACCCACUCUGUGCCAGACGCUGAGCGGGGCGCCGAGGGGGACAGAGAAGACGAGAGCAGCCCCUGACCUGGAGAAGCAAGCGUGCAGGGAGCUGAGAGAGGCAGAGACGCCGACAGAGCGAGCGCACGCGCAUCCCGCCGCCGCCUGCCCGCCGGGCACCUCUUUGGCUUCGCAAGGGCCCGAUCACAAACUCAUCUCACCCACAACACCAUCUGCACAUCUCACCCGGGACUGAGUUCAUCAUUCAGUCAUUCAUCCAUCCCUCCACCAAAUACUUACUGAGCACCUACUAUGUGCUGGACAUGGUGCUAGGCAGUGGUGAGCAUGGCCCAGUCCCCGUUCCCCAGCAGGGAAGCCAGAGGACUUUAUGGCAGUGACAAACCCGGGAGCCAUCCCCAUCCCGUUAGUUCCCAGCAGGCAUUGCCACCCCUCCAAAGAGGGCGUCAUAGUGAAAUCUAUAUUUUAUUAUUGACUGCUUUUCUGUUCCUGUUUAUAUUACACAUAGGGCAUUAUCUGGACUAUGUGCAGAGUAGUUUAUAUUAUCAGUACACCUGAUUUCUGCACAGGAAGGGAGGCUAUUGAUUUUAUGUUAUAGGAAGUUUUCUAGGACAAGACUCGCUGCCUUGGGGGAGGAACAUAAGGUGGUGUGGACUCCGUGUCCCCGGCAGUAGGGCCUGCUGCUUCUUGGGGUCCCACAUUCCUAGCCCCUUGAGGCCCCAUCCUCUCUUGUGAGGUCUCUCACGUCCCACCCUCGAAGGUCAGAGGCAUGUCAGCAUAAUACAAACCCCCUGGGCAGCUCGAGGCACUGCCCAGAGGACUCAGUGGCCCCUAGAAAGGACCCAGCACUUCCGAAGGGAAUAAGACCCUUUCCUCCAAUCCCAGCACAUGAGGCAUGUGUGAGAGGUGGGAUAGUGGGAGCCAAGGGUAGUCUGGCCAGGUGGGAGUGGGGGUGAGGAAAGCUCUGAAUUAACUGCUGCAGCAGCACAGGGGAGGCCCCAGUUGGGGGCACUUCACCCCCAACCUGCCUGUGGCUUGGCAUUUUCUGUCACCUUCUGUGUGUCCUCUCGCUGUGGGACUGGGUGGAGUCCCGUGUCUGGUGGGACGUGCUUGUCUCUGCUUGUCUCUCCACUGCCUGGUCUCGGAGCCCGUUGGGAGGGAGGGUUAGGAGACAGCGACCCUGCUGCAGCUUUUCUGUUCCUGGCAGCAGAAGGGAAGGCAGUGGGUGGGGACCAGGGCAGAGGUGGUCUUCCUCCUUUCCCCUUUUACUCCUCUGGAGCUGCAAGAUGGGGCAGAGGAGUUCUUCUCGCGUUCCUUAGUCCGUGGUCGAAGGAGGAGCCUCCCUGACGUGCUACUGUCAAUCUCAUGAGGAUAUCUGGUGGGACGGGCAGGGCACCUGGCCUCAGGCUUAGAGACGUGAGACCCCCUAGGUGUGGAAUAUGCAGACAUCAGAACUGGAAGAAGAGGGCCAGGCACAGUGGCUCACGCCUGUAAUCCCAGCACUUUGGGAGGCCGAGGCGGGCAGAUCACCUGAGGUCAGGAGUUCGAGACCAGCCUGACCAACAUGGUGAAACCCCAUAUCUACUAAACACAAAAAAUCAGCCAGGCAUGGUGGAGGAUGCCUGUAAUCUCAGCUACUUGGGAGGCUGAGGCAGGAGAAUCGCUUGAUCCCAGGAGGCAGAGGUUGCAGUAAGCCGAGAUUGCACCAUUUCACUCCAGCCUGGGUGACAGAGCGAGACUCCAUCUCCAAAAAAAAAAAAAAAGAAAAGAAAACUGGAAGAAGAGCGUAGUGGUCCAGAGACAGUGGGUGGGAGCUGCCAGUCAACAGAUGCAGGCAGUCCCCAACUUCUGACAUGGGACUGUGUGACUUUCUGCUGGCGUGAAAGCGAUGUAUAUUGGAUAGCGAACCACAGUACCCACACACCCUCCAGUAUCCACGCACCCAUUCUGUUUCUCACUCUCAGUGCAGCAUUCAGCGAAUGACACAAGAUGGCCAGCCCUCUAUGAUGCACCAGGCUGUGUGCUAGAUGACUCUGCCUGGCCGAAGGCUAAUGCAGGUUUCUGAGCAUGUUUAAGGCAGGCUGGGCUAAGCCAUGGUGUUUGCUAGGUUAGGUGCAUUCAAUGCGUUUUUGACUUUUGAUCUUCUCAUCUUACUGGGUUUAUGGGAUAUGAUGAGCCCGUGGUAAGCCAAGGGGCAUCUCUCUGUAUUUCAUGAGUGCUUGGUGUGUUCUGGUGCUGUCCUGGGUGCUGGGGACAGAGCAGAGGCCAAAACAGACAAAGUUCCCUGUCUGGGGAGCCGACAUUCUACUAGGGGCUGGGAGACAGAGAGAAACAAGCUGAAAGCGAGUUAUAUCAGUGCCCUGUGCUAAGAGGGCUUGAGAGGGGGCUGGGGGAAGGGUGCACUUUCAAAUACAGUAAGUAGUCAGGGCAGAGAUGGUACCUGGCACGGCUUGAAGUGGGUGUACGCUUGAAUAGGGCCGGUAUAUGGGGGACAGCAUUCCACCUUGCCCAGGGCGGAGGCCGGGCCGUGGGUUGGAAGAACAGUGAGGGCCAUGCGUCAGGUCACAGAGCAGUUUGUGUGCCCUUGGGAGGACCCAAGCCUGGCCUGACUCAGGAUUUAAGCAGCACAGACAGCCUGUAGACAGGUCUGGAGGCAGGAGCAGGGCGGCCUUGGGAAACCGAGACGGUGAGGGUGGCGGAGGUGGGACUCAGCAGAAGCUGGUGGAAGCAGGCCGAGGUCCAAUCAGGAAAGGUCUGGAGCGCAGUGCCAGGGAGGGGAACGUCAGCACGAUAUGAGCGUGACAGGAGAUGUUGCAUUUUCCGUGUUUAAAACAUCAGAAGGCAGCUGCGUAGACGGUGGACUGGAGGCUGCCCAGUCAGGGCGAGAGGAAAAGGGCCCCCACAAAAGCAGUGGGGGGCCCUGGAAGGAUCUCACUGGCAGGGCCCACAUGGUGGUAGCUCAGGAACCACUGGCUGCGGGGGUGAUGGAAUCAAAGAAGACACUGGGUUGGCUCUGGUGCAGGCCGGCAGAGGCCACCUUUAUUCAGAGAUGGGAUGAGAACAGGUGGGUGUCUUCAUGUUGGCUUGGAGAGCCUGAGACAUCCGGGGGGUUGCCAGGGGGCAGACGGAGCUCAGAGGAGAGGUCCAGGCUGGAGGCAGAGACUGAGGGUCCCCGGCUCCCAGAUGGGACUGGAACCGUGGGAGUUGGUAGCCCCAGCCACUCCAACUGUGAGUACGUGGCUGUGUCCUGAGUUUGUGUUCCUUUCUCAAGAGGGUCUGAGACUCAAAUCAGGUGUGAUCUCCUGCCUGGCCCCCAGCCUACUCUUUGUCAGUGUCCUCCCAUCUCCCCAUCUCAGCAAAAUGCUGGGAGGAGAGAGAGAAAGCAAGAAAAAGAGAGAGAGAGCACGCACAUGUGUGUGCUGACGAGCGGGCAGGUGGGAAGGUGCCAUCGGGGGGCAGGAGAUUCCACAGAGGAAGUGGGGAGGAGCGCCCAGGAGGGAGAAAGCCAGGAGAGGGAGUGGGCCAGGGAAGUGGGGAAGGGGGCAGCCAGCAGGGCUGAUCCUGCAGAAAGGGCGUGGAGGGACAGCCCAGGGAGAGCUGGGGGCUCAGGCGUGGCCACCUUGUCAUCCAGCUAGUGGCUGGAGGGUCCCUCUGUACAGAGGCUGUUAGGGAGGAGUGGCCAGCUGGGGCCACAGUGAUGACUUUCUGGAAGGCCUGGCCUCCUGCUGGGCAGGCAGGGUGCUCUCUGAGCCCCCAGAGAGAGCAGAGGGAGCUCCAGAGGUCAGGGAGAGGACCCCAGCCCAGGAGAAGAUGCUGUGGCUGGUACAUCAUCCAGAGGACGGUGGCCCCAGGCAGAGCAUGCUGGGCUCUGGAGCCCCAGGGAGCAGCCGCUGCCGUUGGGUUGCCUGGAGACUACCCUUCAGCCAGAAUCCCCACACCUCCCCCUGCCCAGCAGGCUUAUCCACGCCUAGGGACUGGACAGGGUGUGGCCUCCCAGUUCUGCGGGUAGCAGCACAGGCCCUGGGUGGCACCCCGUGUCCCUCUGAGAGCUCAUGUUGUCUCAUAGCCACAGCCCCAGGGCCUCCUCUGUCCUCCUCCGAUGCUGCCUGGGCCCCCACACCGGAAGCUCUGCCUCCCCUCCCCAGUCCAGCUGAACCAGCGUUUCGUUCACCGCUGCUCAGGGAUGAGGGGUGCCCGUCUUCCUCAGAUGGACACACCAAGGCUCAGAGAGGGGACCCGAACCUGUGCAGUGCCACAGCCUCCAAACCUCCUGCCCGUGCACCCAGGAGUGGAUGGGAACUGCCCAAGCGAGUGGCUCACGGGUCAGGUGCCCACAAAGCAGACCCGGACGCUGUGUGAGCCACAGUCCUCUGCCCAUAAGGUGCCCGGCCUUGAAUGUCCAGCGGUGACUUUGACCUCUGAUGAGCCAGCCUGGAAGAGGACAGACCCGCAGAGAACAGGCUCAGGGCCCUGGAGCACGGAUCUGUCACCUGUGUGCUUUUCUCCCCAUGGACUCUUAGUGCCUGGGAGCAGCGUGAGAGUCUGGUGCCUCCCGUUCCCAGGCAGCAGCCUCGUCAUCCAUGCUUGUGAUUAGCCACAUCUUCCCAAAGCCUCCGGGGACAGCUCCCUGAGCAGCAGCCUUCCUUCCUGGGACCCAGCAUUCAUUCUGUGGGGUGGGGGACAUGAAGGUGGCUACCCAGAAUACAAAGCGGCAGAACUGUCCAGAAGAGCACCUGAGGGGGCCCCAGAGAGUGCUGCCUGAGUGUGCUGCUCCACCCACAAUUCAAUCCCAGCCCGUCCCUUGCUGUGUGACCUUGUGCACAAGAGAAACCUCUCUGAGUUUGAAGUUCCCUCAUCUGUAAGAACAGGGAUGAUCCAGUCCUGCCAGGGAGCAUGUGGGGGUUGAGGAGCUUGCACGUGAGCACACGGGGAUCCUGUGGCCUGACUCUGAGGGUUGUUGAGGCUCAGCAUCUCGAGUCUACAAGCCAGGCCAUGGCAAGCCCUCUGUGGACAUCUUGGGCCCAUCUCACUUGCUUCUGAAGUCUGCAGCUCAGACCAGCCAAGGGGCCUCUCAUUCACCACUGCUCAGGGAUGAAGGGUGCCCCCCUUCCUCAGAUGGAGACACCAAGACUCAGAGAGGGGACCUGAACCCGUGCAGUGCCACAGCCUCCAAGCCUCCUGCCCGUGCACCCAGGAGCGGAUGGGAACUGCCCAAGUGAGUGGUUCAUGGGUCAGGUGUCCACAAAGCAGACCCGGAUGCUGUGUGAGCCACAGUCCUCUGCCCACAAGGUGCCCGGCCUUGAAUGUCCAGCGGUGACUUUGACCUCUGAUGAGCCAGCCUGGAAGAGGACAGACCUGUGGAGAAGAGGCUCAGGGCCCCAAGAGCAGGCCUGGUGGGGUGCUGAGGGCAAGGUGGCUAUGGCAGUCUUCAUGGAGGGGAGGCGGCUGGGAGCCUGGUUUGGCUGAGCUUGGGCAUGGAGUGGGUAGGCCUCUGGUGCCUGCAGAGCCUCAUGUAACUGGCAUCAGGACUACCCAGUUGCCGCCAUGCUCCUGGCCCCCUACCUGCCUUCUCCCUGUGGGUCUCUCUCUGUACUACACACACCCCGCCUCUUGAAGGCUGUCUGCUUCCAUCUGACAUGCAUUAGACCCACAUGCCUGCAAACCCACACCAGGGCACACUGGCUUGGGAGCAGAUAGGGUUACUGGUUCCUGAAGCUAGGGAGCCCUCCUCAUCUCAGCCUCUCUAGUUAGUAACUGUUUGACCUUGAACAGAUCGCUUGAUAUCAUUAGGUCUCAGCUUCCUCAUCUGUAAAAUGGGUUCAUGUUUAGUGUGUAGGCUGGUGAGAGUCAAGUGAAAUCUCUGAAUAUGUAAAGGGACUUUUUAAACCAGUGAUUCUUGGCCAGGCGCAGUGGCUCACCCCUGUAAUCUCAGCAUUUUUGGAGGCCGAGGCAGGCAGAUCACCUGAGGUCGGGAGUUCGAGAUAGCCUGACCAACAUGGAGAAACCUUGUCUCUACUAAAAAUACAAAAUUAGCUGGGCGUAGUGGUACAUGCCUGUAAUCCCAGCUACUCAGGAGGCUGAGGCAGGAGAAUCGCUUGAACCCAGGAGGUUGCAGUGAGCCAAGAUCACGCCAUUGUACUCCAGCCCGGGGAACAAGAACAAAACUCCGUCUCAAAAAAUAAAAUAAAUAAACCAGUGAUUCUCAGCGCUGGUUGUGCACAGCAUCCCUGGGACCUUUAAAAUCUACAGGUUGCUGGUCCACCCCAACAGAGACCAACUUCAGGAGUCCAGACAGCAGUCCAGGGGGUGAGAUAGUGUCGCCUCGUCUCUCCCUGCUCUUCUCUGCUACAUACAGCUAAACGGACCUGGAAAUGAUACGGCAGACGGUUGGUCACAGGACAACUCUAAAGGUGGGAACAGCAAAGUGGCCUGGCGAGGAAGCCUCGGGACCUCAAGGGACAGCAGCCCUGCAUGCCCACUCCCACCCCCACCCAGCGGCAGGAGGUGGCCCAGGCCAGCAGACUCCCAGCCUCCCAUGCAGUGGCAGGAGGUGGCCCAGACCUGCAGACUCCCAGCCUCCCAUGUGGUGGCAAAAGGUGACGAGGCAGGUGUUUUCCUCCUGCAGCCACACUAGCAGAUGGGCAGGUGGCCAGCAGGCACCCCGCAGUCCUGGGAGUGAACCCAGGGGCAUGGUCUCCACCCAUGGCAGGCAUCUCCCACCCCCACCCAGCGACACAGGACGCCCCAAGAAGGGCAUUUUAUCCCCACAGGCAGCACCGGCAGGGACCCGGGUGGUCAGACUGGCAGCUCCAGGUGAAUUUAGCAGACCAGAAUAGCACUUUAGCAAGCAUUCUGAAAAGCAAAUUGUCAUUGGAACCGUAGCCUCCAAAAGAACAGGCUGUACACGCGAAACCUAAACAGGGUGACAGCCUGCUCAAAUAGAGGAUUUAACACUUAACAAGAUCAGUCUUCUAACAUAAUAUCCAAAAUGCCCAGGAUACUGCAGAAAAAUUACCCGUCACACCAAGAACACCGAAGAUCAAUGAUUUGAAUGAAAAAAGACAGCAGAAGGCCCGGCGCAGUGGCUCACACCUGUAAUCCCAGCACUUUGGGAGGCCGAGGAGGACGGAUCAGAUCACCUGAGAUCAGGAGUUCAAGACGAGCCCAAUCAACAUGGAGAAACCCCAUCUCUACUAAAAAUACAAAAUUAGCCGGGCAUGGUGGCACAUUCCUGUAAUCCCAGCUACUAGGGAGGGUGAGGCAGGAGAGUCACUUGAACCUGGGAGGCGGAGGUUGUGGUGAGCCGAGAUGGUGCCAUUGCACUCCAGCCUGGGCAACAAGAGUGAAACUCCGUCUCAAAAAAAAAGAAAAAAAGAAAAAAAAGACAGCAGAUACUAACACUGAGAAGAAUCAGAUGGUGGAAUUGUCUGACAAGGAUUUUAAGGCAUUUAUCACUAAAACAUGCUUCAACAAGCAAUUACAAAUAGUUUAGAAACAGUAGCUGAUGAGGGGGUCUCAGGACUCGGGGAAAUACGCAGCAACCCCACAUCUCCCACCCAGCAGCAGCAGGAGACCCGGGCCUGGAGUCUAGAACACGCAAUUGCAGAUACUUUUGAAACUGAAAAGGAAGCCUCACCAAAGAAAUAUAAGCUAUAUGAAAAUGGAAAUUAUAGAACUGAAAAAAUAACCAAAAUUAAAAAUUUGACAGGAGAGAAUCCAUGAACUUGAAGACAGAGCAGAAAUUAUCCUACAUGAACAAAAGAGAAAAUAGGGGGGAAAAUUAACAGAGCCUCAGGGACCUGUGGGACAAUAUUUGUUUCAUUCAGUUCCUAGGAAGAGAGGAGGAAGAAAAUGGAUUUGAAAAACUAUUCAAAGAAAUAAUAGCGGCCGGGCGCAGUGGCUCAUGCCUGUAAUCCCAGCACUUUAGGAGGCCAAGGUGGGCGGAUCACGAGGUCAAGAGAUCGAGACCAUCGUGGCCAACAUGGUGAAACCCUGUCUCUACUAAAAACACAAAAAUUAGCUGGACAUGAUGGCGUGCACCCGUAGUCUCAGUUACUUGGGAGGCUGAGGCAGGAGAAUCGCUUGAACCUGGGAGACGGAGGUUGCAGUGAGCCAAGAUUGUGCCACUGUGCUCCAGCCUGGGCAACAGAGCAAGACUCCGUCUCAAAAAAAUAAAUAAAUAUGUAAAAAAUAAUGUCUGAAAACCUAACAAUUUUGGCAAAAGAAAGACAUAAACCUACAAGUUCCAGAAACCAAGUGAGUCCCAAAGAAAGAGGAUAAACCCCAAAAAUCUGCACCAAGACACAUCAUAAUUAAAUUUCUGAAAAUUAAGGACAAAGAAAAAAAUGUUGAAAGCAACCAGAGAGAAAAAACAGAGGGGAAACACCAAUUCAAGUGAUAGCAGAUUUCUCAUCAGAAACCAGAGGCCAGCAGGAAGUGUCCUGACGUCUUUCACGUGCUGAAAGAGCAGAACUGUCUGCAUGAAUCCUGUGUUCAGUGAAAUAUCCUGCAGACCUACCCGUAAGGAAUCUUCUCCAAACAGAAAGGAAAUGAUAAUAGAAGAAGGCUUGGAACUUCAGAAAGGAAAGAAGAACGUCGGAAUAGGUAAAACCGGGGACAAAGCAUAAUAGCCCUCUUCUUGGAAAGAAUCAUAUUCUUAUAUCACAUUGGAUGGUUGAAGCAGAAUUUCUAGCACCAUCUGAUACGGGUGCUCAGGGGAAACAGAAGACGUCCCUGAGACUAUCGUAGUCAAAGUGGGGAGCAUAAAAUGGCCUUCGCGGAAGCAAGGUUUCCACCUGCGUGUGAAGUGGUUAAAAGUCGAGACCGGUCGGCGGCAGCCUGGGCACUGGGAACCUGGCACGCUGUCCAGGUGACUCCAGGGGCAGGCAGGUAGAGGCCUUCGGGCUUAAGAGGGGUGCAGGACACCACCAAGGGUGUUCUCUGUUCUCGAGGCGGUAGGCCAGUGUGCAUCGGAAUGGUCCAGAAGCCUUGUAAAAACACAGAUCCCUGGACCCCAGCCCCAGAAUUCUGACACAGGAGGUCUAGGGUAGGGCCCACUAAUUUGCAUUUCUGGCGAGUUCCCUGGCAAGGUUGGGGCUGCUGGCUGGGGAUGCCAGUUUGAGAACCACCCCUCUAGCACCUUUGCUGAUAAGGAGCUCCCGCUGCAGCUGGAGGGGCCCUUGGGCUCCCAGAGCAUGCCCGGCUCUGGGCAUGAAAGAGGAGGAAGGUGUCUCCUGGAGGACCCCAGGACUGCAAGGCAGGAGGCCUCGUCUGGCGUCCUGGGGCUGCCGCUACCUGGCUGAGUGACCUCAGGCAGGUUCCUGCACGUCUCGGGGCCCUGACUCUCCUUCUGUGACAUGAGAAGAGCUGGCUAGGCCAUUUACUUGGGGGUGCCGAGGAGGGGCUGGGAGGGGGAGGAAUAGCCCGAAGGUCUGGCCCCCGACCCCCGCCCCUCUCACAUGUCUGUCUUCCCAGCUCCUCAUUUGCCUGUUUUGCAUAUCGGGGUUCACAUAAAAGCUCACGCGUCGAGGGAGUUCCUCCGCUAGGAGAAGUUUGAGGACCUUGAUCUUGAUGUUUAAAACACCUUCCUGACCCCCAUGUGGAACCUUUCCACUGGCUACCCUGUUGCAAACAAGUCCCCAGCUGAGGCUCCUCCCACAGGCUUCUCUGUGUCCCCAUGUGACCUUCAUGGAAUUUCUUCUCUGUCCUCAUUGAGUCCAUGAGGAACCCCCAAAUGAAAGGCCCCCGGAGAAGCAUCUUUUGCUCAGAAGUGAGGUCCCCGGAGAGAGCGGGUGGGCAGUUCUGUGCACAGAACCUGCCUUGCCCCUGGAGGCAUGGUCCUUGCUACAGACAUGCGGCCUUGUGAGCCACCUUCCCCUCGGAGGCCUCGUGGGCAGCUUGGAAGCUCCCAGGAGUGAAUGUGGGCAUCUGGCCCUGUACCUGGCCGAUCUCCGCCACCAGGGCCCAGUACUGGGGUGACACCCCCAGAUGAGGCAGGUGUGAGCCAUGCUCUUUAAGGCCCCAUAGGCUAGUGGAAAGACAGACAGUUUAGGGACCCAGGACAGGUCUUUUAAGGAUGCUUCCCUGGGUGUGGAGGGUCCUGCCCCUCCAGGGUCCAGGCUCUGCCCCUUCCUUUCCAGAAUGCAACCACACCACCUCUGAGCCAGGCAGGCGUUCACUUCCCCCCUGCUCUCCCAUCACGUGGUAUUGCAGAGGUUACUUCGGAGGUCUCAAACUCCCAGCAAGCUCCCAGGCCCACCCAGGGCCAGCCAGGGACAUGAGUGAUGGAGGGAGCUCGGUGGGGGCUGGGAAAGGCUGCCCCCUCCUGACAGCCCCAGCGAGCCUUGCCCCACAGGGAAUCCAGAGUUCAUUGUCUCAGACCAGCCCUCUAUUAUUUCAUGAGAAGCUAGAAAUUAGGAUUUUAAUAUGAAGCCCCCCAAUUGCAAGCAACUCAGGAUUUUAUUUAUUUAUUUUUUUAGAGACAGGAUCUCACUCUGUCUCCCAGGCUGCAGUGCAGUGGUGUGAGCAUAGCUCACUGCAGCCUCGAACUCCUGGGCUCAAGGGAUCCUCCCACCUCAGCCUCCCAAAUAGCUGGGACCACAGGCAUGCACCACCACAGGCUGGCUAAUUGCUUUUUGUAGGGGUGGUCUUGCUAUGUUGCCCAGGAUGGUCUUGAACUCCUGGCCUCAAGUGAUUUUCCCACCUUGGCCUCCCAAAGCUCUAAGAUUACAGGCAUGAGCCAACACGCCCAGCCAAGAAGUUUAUUAAAAUAAGAUUGCCUCCAGGCCCCAUGUGCUUGGUCGUGGGCCUCCAUUUGCCACCUCUGGCACAGGAUGGCACAGCUCUGCUGUUCCUCUAGGGUUCCAGAGACUGCGCCCCUUCCUGAAUCUGCCCAGCUCCCCUGUCUGUAAAGUGAGGGGCUUGGCCCAGGUGCCAGGUGGUGCCCAGGCCCGAGCCUGUCCCUGAACACAGGGGCCAGCUGGGCUGAGGUUCUGUGGCAUUUCCAGUGUCACGGGCAGGCUCAGGACAUUACCCCUCGGUGGCUUCCUCCUCGGUCAGCGCCCUGGGAACAGAAGGUCACCACUGAGGCAGGGCAUGUUCCUCAGGGGGCCUCCCCUGUGUUGCUUGCCCAGCCUUGCCCACCCCGGUGGGAAGCCCCCCAGGGCUGCACCCCCGUCGUUGCACCCAGUCUGCGCGCGUGACAAAGC